Molecule: messenger RNA, 2988 nt
Organism: Jaculus jaculus (lesser Egyptian jerboa)
Lineage: Eukaryota; Metazoa; Chordata; Mammalia; Rodentia; Dipodidae
Gene: Tmc5
Product: transmembrane channel like 5
Exons: 20
Coding region: 15-2912 (965 amino acids)
Cellular component (GO): plasma membrane
Molecular function (GO): mechanosensitive monoatomic ion channel activity
Source: RefSeq, a predicted model, not a curated record
AGCUGUGCAUUAGCAUGUCCACCCACACUGGGAAUAACCGCUAUGAAAGAGACGCUGAAUACCCUGACUAUUCAGGAUCUCGGAUCAGGUCAUGGGACUAUUUGAAAGCUCAGGAUUAUCAAGAUUUUCCAAGUCCUCUGGACUAUCCAGGCCACCAUAGCAGCAGAAGCAAUCCACAUUCUGCAGGCUCCAGACCAAAUACAGACUACCCUGGCGUUCUAGCAGAACCAGAUUAUCUAAGUAACCCGGACUACCCUGGCUCCAGAGAUAACCCCUAUUCUGAAGAUUCCAGAGCAGGUCUAGACUACCACACCUCUUCCCCGGAGCCAGACUACACUGAUCUCCAGAGCAAUGGAUACCGCUCUGCUCAACGGUCUCCUGGCUUUGCAGGUUAUCUGGGAUUGUUGGAAGAACCAGACUACCCAGGAGCUCAGCAAAGUGCUGACCAACCUGGUUCCAGAAUCCAUUCCAACCAUCCAGGCUCCAGAAGCAAUGCAGACCAUACUGCUUCCAGAAUCAAUGCAUUCACAGCUUCUCUGGGGGCGCCUGAUUAUCCCGGUGCUCCGAAUCAACCAAACUCCCCCCACUUCUUUGGAAAACCAGAUUAUCCUGGUGCUGAGGAUUCUUGGAAUUCUCCAGACUUUUGGGGGGAACCUGAUUACCCAGGUGCUGAGGAUGGUCAUGGAUAUGGCUCUUCCCAGAUGCCAGAAAUGACCAGGCAGGGUAAUGGCCUCCUGAGCAUGCUUGGGAGAGAGAAUGAAGGUUACUCUGAGAGCUUUGAACUGACACCCAUAGAGACUGCACAUCCACGUGGCCACUCUCACCCAGGGAUUCCUGGAAAUGGGUAUGUGAACCCCGCAUACAUGGGAGAACUCAGCCCUGUCCAUGCCUACGGGAGCCCGCUGCUGUCAGAAUGUGACUGGCACAAGACACCCCAAGGACAAAAGUUAAUAUCAUCCCUGGUUCCUAUGACCUCUAGAGACAGAAUCAAAACCAUCAGGAGCCAGCCACGGACCAUGGAAGAGAAAAGGAAGCUGAGGAAAAUAGUUGACAAGGAAAAAAGUAAGCAGUCACAUCGUACCUUUGAGAACAACUUCUGCACUCAGUGUCUGAACUCCCUUUCACUGGCUUACCGCAGAUCCAAGAACAGCCUUUCUGAGCUCCUCAAUUCCAUCAGCUUGUGGCAAAAGACCCUCAAGAUCAUUGGCGGCAAGUUCGGAACCAGCGUACUGUCCUACUUCAACUUUCUGAGAUGGCUUUUGAAGUUCAACAUUUUUGCCUUCGUCGUGAAUUUCAGCUUCAUUGUAAUCCCCCAGUUUACCGUGGCUGAAAGGAACACUCUCCAGUUCACUGGGUUGGAGUUUUUCACAGGAGCAGGUUAUUUCAGGGACACAGUGAUGUACUACGGGUUUUAUACCAAUUCCACGCUGCGGCCCAGGGCCAGAAGGGUGUACUAUAACAUGCAGCUGGCUUACCUCUUCACCAUCGGAGCUUGCUUCAUCAUCUGCUUUUUCAGCCUGCUCUUCAGCAUGGCCAAGUACUUCCGGAACAACUUCAUUAACCCCCACAUUUACUCCAGAGGGAUCGCCAAGCUUAUCUUCUGCUGGGACUUCACUGUCACUAACGAGAAAGCCGUGAAGCUGAAACAGAAGAAUCUUAGCACAGAGAUAAGGGAGAACUUGUCUGAAAUCCUUCAGGAGAACGUCAGGCUCACAGUCCACCAGCGGCUUGGCCGCCUCUCGGCUCACGUGGCCGCCUGGCUUGUCUCCACCGGAGUGGCCGCUGCUUGCUGUGCAGCUGUGUUCUUCCUGGCUGAGUACAACUCUGAGUUCCUGAAGACACACCCAAACCCCGGGGCGGUGCUGCUACAGCCUUUCAUUGUGUCCUGCAUUAACCUGGUGGUACCACGCUUCUACUCCAUGUUCCGACUGGUGGAGAGGUACGAGAUGCCAAGACAUGAAGUCUAUGUCCUCCUCAUCCGAAACAUCUUGCUAAAAAUAUCCGUCAUUGGAAUUCUUUGUUACUAUUGGAUCAACAUCGUGGCUGUGUCUGAUGAUGAGUGCUGGGAGACUUUCAUUGGCCAGGACAUCUACCGGCUCCUUCUCAUGGACUUCGUCUUCUCCUUGGCUGAUUCCUUACUGGGGGAGUUCCUCAGGAGGUUCAUUGGGAUGAAAUUCAUCACAAGUCUUGGCUUACAGGAGUUUGACAUUGCCAGGAAUGUUCUAGAACUGAUCUACUCACAAACUCUGGCAUGGCUCGGAAUUUUCUUCUGCCCUCUGCUGCCCUUUAUCCAGAUGAUUACUCUCUUCAUCAUGUUUUACGUCAAAAAUAUCAGCCUGAUGAUGAACUUCCAGCCUCCAAGCAAAGCCUGGCGGGCCUCACAGAUGAUAACGUUGUUCAUCUUCUUGCUUUUCUUCCCGUCCUUCACUGGAGUGUUGUGCACCUUGGCUAUCACCAUCUGGAGAUUGAAACCUUCAGCCACCUGUGGCCCCUUUCGUGGUCUGCCUUCCUUCAUUCAAUCCAUCUACAGCUGGAUCGACACCCUGAAUAGAAGGCCUGGCUACCUGUGGGUGGUGUGGAUCUAUCAGAACCUCAUUGAAAGCGUACACUUCUUUUUCAUCCUCACCCUCAUUGUGCUAAUCAUCACUUAUCUUUACUGGCAGAUCACAGAGGGCAGGAAGAUUAUGAUCCGGCUACUCCAUGAACAGAUUAUUAAUGAGGGCAAAGAUAAGAUGUUCCUGAUAGAAAAGCUGACCAAGCUUCAGGAUAUGGAGAAGAGAGCAAAUCCCAGUGCACUUACACUGGAAAGGAGAGAGGUGGAGCCACAAAGCGGUUUACAUCUGGGGGAACAAAAUGCUGCCCCUGACCUGCGAUUUAGGCGACCAGUGCAAGAGGAGAACCCAAAUGCAUGAUGAUCAUGUUGCAACCAGAUGCCAACCAAACACAGAAAGAAGAUUAAAAAUGGCACCAUCUGUAUGACAUCCGGGC